Molecule: messenger RNA, 1215 nt
Organism: Vigna radiata var. radiata (mung bean)
Lineage: Eukaryota; Viridiplantae; Streptophyta; Magnoliopsida; Fabales; Fabaceae
Product: probable aquaporin TIP-type alpha
Exons: 3
Coding region: 189-959 (256 amino acids)
Biological process (GO): water transport; transmembrane transport
Cellular component (GO): membrane
Molecular function (GO): water channel activity
Source: RefSeq, a predicted model, not a curated record
CUACCUUUUUCAUACAUGCACCAUAGUUUCUCACCUUCCAAAUCUCCAUUCUGCAAAGAGAAAACCCUUUUCUGAAAAACGUAAUACAGUCUCAGCUGGCCAAGGAUCUUUGAUCUUGAAAGGCUAGGUGUGUGACAACCUUAGUUGGUAGUCCUAAGGAGUUGUGCAAGAGUGAGCUUAAUUUGCUGAUGGCAACCCGCAGAUAUGCUUUUGGAAGGGCUGAUGAGGCCACUCAUCCUGACUCCAUGAGGGCCACUUUGGCUGAAUUUGCCUCCACUUUCAUCUUUGUCUUUGCUGGAGAAGGCUCUGGCCUUGCUUUGGUUAAGAUUUACCAGGAUUCAGCUUUCUCAGCUGGUGAACUGUUAGCACUUGCACUUGCCCAUGCUUUUGCUCUAUUUGCUGCUGUAUCUGCUAGCAUGCAUGUAUCAGGUGGCCAUGUCAACCCGGCUGUGACAUUCGGUGCUCUCGUUGGGGGGAGGAUCUCUGUUGUUCGUGCAGUAUACUACUGGGUUGCUCAACUUCUGGCUUCUAUUGUGGCUGCUCUUGUGCUCAGGCUUGUCACUAAUAACAUGAGGCCAUCAGGGUUCCGCGUGGCACCAGGUGUUGGAGUAGGACACAUGUUUAUUCUUGAGAUUGUGAUGACAUUUGGGCUGAUGUAUACAGUAUAUGCUACUGCAAUAGAUCCCAAAAGGGGUGCUGUUAGCAAUAUCGCACCCUUGGCAAUUGGGCUCAUUGUUGGAGCAAACAUCCUUGUUGGUGGGCCAUUUGAUGGAGCAUGUAUGAACCCUGCUCUGGCUUUUGGACCUUCCCUAGUGGGCUGGAGAUGGCACCAGCACUGGAUCUUCUGGGUGGGUCCAUUGAUUGGGGCAGCACUGGCAGCACUGGUGUAUGAAUAUGCUGUGAUCCCAAUUGAACCUCCCCCACACCACCACCAGCCCUUGGCUUCUGAAGAUUACUAAGUUGUUUCUACCAGUUGUUAUCAGUUGCUUUUUGUCAUCUAAAUAAAUAUAAUGGUAUGCUUGUGUUUUCCUGUGUUUUCUCAGCCAACCUUCUACUUGAGUGGUUACUAGGCUUCUGCAUGUGCAUGUUUAUUUUCUUGUUUUAGGAUCACAACUUCCAAAACCCAGUUGAGUGUGUAGCUGUUGUAUUUCGUCUUGUACACAUUGAAUAAAAUGUGUGAAACCGUAUGUUCUGUAGCGAUGCUGCAUCAGAUUA